This is a messenger RNA of Cladocopium goreaui, 2202 nucleotides long. The record is from the annotation of a GenBank genome assembly. NCBI's taxonomy places the organism in Eukaryota, Dinophyceae, Suessiales, Symbiodiniaceae.
AUGGCCGAGGAGCUUGAUGGUGCUUUCCGUGAAGUGGCAGAUCAGGGUGAAGACAACCUACCAAAUCAGCCACCUCCAGAGGAGCUUUCCAGGAAGGCUGUGGAGAAUAGGCUGAGGCGUGUCAUGAAACCCCGGGCCGAUGGUGCCCUUUUGAUCCCUCCAGAGAUUGUUGCACAGUACAAGGAUUUGUCCACAAGAGACCAGGUCAUGGCGCUGUUUGAGAAGAAGUCGAAGUACGGAGAAGGAACGCUCUACUGGGUGGAGAAGAAAAUCAAGGGCAAUCAGAAGCGAACACGCCGUUCCAUGUUCGAACAGAUGAUCGAAAGCGAACUUGAUGAAGAGCAGGAGCUGCCAUCAGUAGAUGGCCCCGGUCUGGACUUUCCAGAUGCCCCAGCUGCGUCAAAGAGCUUUGCAGCACCGACGCCAGCGAGCGCUGGAGGUCCUGACGAGUCCGAGGAUGACUUCUCCGAGGACGAGGGGGAAGAUGAGCAAGAGGCAGUGAUGAAAAGCAUCAAGUUUCCAGAGGUGGAGGGUAGCAAAAUUGCUUCGUCAGCCCCGUUGAAAUCAAAGAUGGACGAAAUUCUCAAGAAGUUGCAAGCUGCGGAAGAUGCUGUCAACACAGAGUACGGCAAUGGAAUUUCCAAUGGCUUCUCGAAAGAGUCCAACACGCCCACGGCAGGAGGAAGAGGUGCUGAGCCAAAACCCAAACAAAGAGCAAAGGCUCUUCCAAAGAAACGUGCUGCAGCCGACACCAUGAAGGGUGACGAUCAGCUGGUUGAAUGCAUGGCUGAGGCUCUCGGUGAAGGGGCGCGGGCCCCGGCCAUGCAACGACCACUUCAGAAGGUCACUGCUACGCACGUGAAGCGUGUCAUUAGCGGUGGGGAGCGCAAAGCUAUUAACGCUGAAAGGGAUUGCCAGCGGAAAUUUCGGAAGAAAGGCUUGACUGUGCCAGUGCCAAUUCAGGCAAUCAAACAUGAAAUUGAUAAGAACUUUCUUUGCACACAUUGGGUGAAAGUUUCUGAUUGGAUGAAAUAUUUGCUAAGUACAUUCCCCGGGGUCCUUGGAAGUCCCACAGUGAGCUUGGAAUCCCAGUGCCGGGCAUUCUGGUCUAUGUUCAAGUACAAGAACCCUGAUCACUGCAUAUACAAGUCUGGAAAGAAUUUGGCACGUUGUCUCCCACUCAACUUGUACGGGGACGAAGGACGAGGGCCAAAAAGGGCAUUGUUUUUGGAGAUGUCUUGCGAGACGGCCUUCGGAAUUUUUCCGCACAAAGGUGGCUGCAGCUGCAACGCAGAACUUCAAAAAGUUCCCACAUCUGCGAUCCCGCACUGUGUGGCCGAUAGUUUUGGACCAGAAGUUGCAGUUGCAGAGGGGUUGUCUACGAAUCUGAAGGGGCACUCCUACUUGACCAAACAUUUGAUUUUUGGCCUCCCAUCGUACCUCUACAAGGAACACGAAGCAAUUCUGCAGAAGCACUUGCAGCUUCUGUCGGAAGACAUGUGCCAUCUGUAUGAGACUGGAAUACAGCUGGGCGAAUCCCUGUGGCACGGAGUUUUGAUAGGGGUAAAAGGAGACAUGAAGUUCCACGCAGAAACCUGCUGCCGCUUUGACCGUUACCAUGCGAACCUUGGAAAGAUAGCUGAUCUCAUGAUGUGCCCCUUUUGCCACGCAGGGCAGCAAGGCAUGCCGUUUGAGGAGCUGGACGACACACCCCUCUGGACCAACAGCAUGUUUGCCACCCGUCCGUGGCCUGCAGAUGACUCGCCUCACUUGGCGACCAUUCCCUAUGACAGCUUCGGCAGACAGGAGGCAAUGUUCAGUUUGGGUCCAUUCCAUGUCAGCAAAGUUGGCUUGAUCAGAGAUGUGGUUGGGAGCUUGCUGGUGAUCAUGUGCAGGGUCGGUUUUUUUGGCACUGCUUCUGAUUCAAGAGACAUCAAUGAGACUGAGAUCAUUUACACGGGCAUAUCUGAAUGCCAAGACAUUUUCCACGAGUCCGUGGACGAACUCAAAAGGAAAGUUUUGCAGAACAUCAUUGGCAUGCAUGAGCUGCUUGAAAGCCACGGCCUUUUCCUUCCGAGGCGAGUUUCAACUCGCACGAUCGGAUUUCGCGUCAUACAGCGCUUUUUCCUGAAAUCCAGAGCUUUGUUUGUCCGUCAUCGCAAGAAGCAUGGACCGGGAUUUCUUUAUGAUAAGAACAUGUGA